Messenger RNA from Malaya genurostris, 1197 nucleotides. RefSeq names its product serine protease grass-like. The record is from RefSeq and is a predicted model, not a curated record. The transcript has 4 exons. Gene Ontology annotation, molecular function: serine-type endopeptidase activity. Lineage: Eukaryota; Metazoa; Arthropoda; Insecta; Diptera; Culicidae. The coding region runs from base 247 to 1131 and encodes 294 amino acids. Gene Ontology annotation, biological process: proteolysis.
GAGCCAGGCCUAAGAUUCCCGUUAAGUUAUAUCUCCACUCCAUGCACGGAGAAAUCUGUAGAACCGUGUGUAACGAUUCUAGUAUUUGUGAUUAAUACGGCAGACACACGGUUGGUAGUGGGAAACCCCAGUCACAUACUAACUAAGAAGACAAACUGAUAAGGGUCAGAAUAAUCACUGGCAGUUUGUUCAGUUCUUGGCAGUCGAUUGCGUUGAGAAGAAAUAAAACUAAACCGUUUCGAAACAAUGGCUAGUGUAAACGGUUCUGUGAUCUGUCUGCUGUUGGUUUUGUUUUCAUUCAGUCAUGGUGAGCGUGAGUACGGUGCACGCUUUCACUUUCCGGACAAAGCACAAUUGGAGCUCAGUGAUGUUUUGAACAAGGACUGCGGCAGUACCGAAUACGAAGAUCGUGAUCGUCCAGCGGAAAGAAGACUUCAGGAAUCACCCUGGCUGGUUCUGUUCUACUACCCAGACGAAUCCGUCCAUUUCUGCCAUGGUACACUAAUUACACGGACUCACAUUCUAACGACAGCAGUGUGUGCCAGUAAUAUUGCGGUAAAUGAAACUUCGGUGGUGUUGGGUGAAUACGAUCUCGCUACCGAUCAGGACUGCGAGGGAGUGAAGUGUUCCGAUCCCGUGCAGCGACGAUCGGUGGAAAAAGUAAUCAUUCAUGAUGGUUACAAUCAGGAUACGUUUCUGCACGAUAUAGCAAUAAUCGUUAUCGAUCGAGAGGUGCUACUUAGUGAUUCUAUCAAACCAAUCUGUCUACCGCUGAUCAAGUUCGAAAUCGGUACGGUCAACCAGCCGAAUGUGUACAACAGUUUGUGGACGACAAUGCAGCGUCCGCAGCAAUACUGGAUGCGUUACGUCGAACUGGACGACUGCCGGCAGCUGGUCGGCCACAAGAUUAACCUGAACGAGGGCCAGAUCUGUGCCAGAAGCUACAACAACAAGACCAUCGAGAUGACCGGUGGUGCCGGAUCGGCACUGGAGGUCGAGUACCACAGUCGCAUGUAUCAGGUGGCGAUGCUGUCGAUCGGAAUCUUGGAAUCGGAACCGGGAACUCCAUUCAUCUACGUCGACAUACCGAAGUACGUCCAGUGGAUUCACGACACGGUCAAGAGCAAUUGAACGGGAGCGCUUCAUUUUGUGUGAACAUUGAUUUGAAGAAAUAUACGCAAAUGGUAUAAAUGAAAA